Messenger RNA from Aspergillus neoniger CBS 115656, 1587 nucleotides. RefSeq lists its product as uncharacterized. NCBI's taxonomy places the organism in Eukaryota, Fungi, Ascomycota, Eurotiomycetes, Eurotiales, Aspergillaceae. Gene Ontology annotation, molecular function: protein binding. The record is from RefSeq and is a predicted model, not a curated record. The transcript is spliced from 6 exons. Bases 1 to 1587 code for a protein of 528 amino acids.
AUGCUAGACAAACUCCCCACGGAAAUAUUGAGUAUAAUACUGAGCUAUGUGAGGAUUGGAACUGUAACUGGUCACAAAGACCUAAAGCAAGUAUGUGAGGUGUGCACCCGCCUGCGGGACUGUGCUAUACCCCGCCUUUAUCGGUGCCUGGUCUUCAAUGAUCCGGAAGCGACAUUGAAAAAGUUGGCUGCGGCUGUAAACUCAAUUCCAAGAAGAUACGCGUCGCAUAUACGAGACCUUGAAUUGAGGGUUCCGAUCCAUCAUCGAACAUGCUAUCACGAAAUACAUGAUGACGCAUUCGACCCCGAGGACUCGCUAUCUGACGACUCUGAAAAUAUGGAACAUGAACUAGAACGUGAUAUCGGAGAUGGAAUAGAAACGCCCGAUGAUAGUGAAUCACUUGUUGAUUUGAUACAUGCCUUGUAUGAUUUGCAUUUCCUCGAUGAUCAAUUACAAAGUUUUCGGUGGAAUCUUGGAAUGUGCAUUCCAGAUAUGAUACUAUCUUCUAAUGAGUUCUCCCUUCUCAGAAAGCAGAAGAAGGUCAAAUCUCUCAUACUCCACACGGAUGUUUAUUGCAAUAGAGGUGUAGGCUCUGGCCUGAACAAGUAUAGAGACUUCGAGUGCCUCAAAGACUGUAUCAAAGUUCAUGGUCAUCAACUACUUUCGCUCACCCUAGAUCUUGACAAUUGGGAUCGUGCAAAAGAUCUUUGGACUGACGAGUUUCGCCGACAGAGCGACGAAGAAAUACCAGACAACUUUUUGGUUCACAGGAUUAUGAACGCUAAAGUUGGAAAUGAAAGAACAAUCAUGCAGUCGCUCGAAUACCUUGACUUGUCGGCUAUCUCGUUUGAGCAUGCCGACGUCGAGAUGCCGUUUUUGUUCGGUACUGAGAACCUGAAAACCUUGAAACUGCGGAAAUGUAAAGGAUCACUUAAGUGGCUAGAACUGGUAUCAAGCUCUGGGAAGUUGACGGAGCUUAAAUACUUCGAGCUUGUUCUUACCAACAGCGGGCCUAUAACUACAACCAAGACAAUCUGCAACUUUAUUCAUAGAGCUCCGAAAUUACAGACUCUCUGUCUCAUGGUCUGCAAACCUAUCAGUUGGGAAACACUUAUAAGCACAGUUCGCCAUUGCAGCUCUUUGACACGUCUCGUCAUGCAUAGUUUAGCGGACGAACGUAUCCCAGUUCUCGGUGGCGAAGCGCACAAGGCCAAUCAGUUACAAGGCUUGCAGGCUCGACCUUCAUGCAAGCUUCUACACAACAGAGCUACUGGAACGGCUAUGGUGAAUAUGCAUUUUUUGACUCACUGUGACCCAUUGUACCACCCCUUUGGCAUAAACAAGUUUGCGGAGUGGGCAUUCAGUGCUGACGGUCUGCCCGACCUUACCGUACUUGCUUGGGGGGAUUUCUCUCACGAAGGCCACUUUUCACAGUACAAUCGCAUCUACUGUAGAUCCAAGACUGGCUAUCGACGGUUGAACGCAUCUGACAUAUCGCUUUGGGAUCUCGUCAAUGAUAACAUGGACAUGCUGGCCGCCUGCCCAUAUACGGAUACCAAUGAUCUGACAAGCUACGACUUGAUGUAG